Messenger RNA from Cyclocybe aegerita, 513 nucleotides. NCBI's taxonomy places the organism in Eukaryota, Fungi, Basidiomycota, Agaricomycetes, Agaricales, Hemipholiotaceae. The record is from the annotation of a GenBank genome assembly.
AUGUUUUCUGCGCUCCGGGUGGCAGCACGCCCCUCGUCAUUAUGGGCUCUAUCCCUAGCAAGACCCUCGGUGCAUUAUAGCACUCUUUCUUUGGCUCUUCAGCACCGUUCCUUCCACGUUUCGGCACCAGCUUUCCGUACCAUCAACCAGUCAAUACGAGCAAAGCGAGUUCCCAAGAAACAGGAAAAGUCCAAGUCCCCAUUGCUCGAGAACUGUCCGCAGAGAAAAGGAGUGGUGACCCGUCUCAUCAUUGCCACACCGAAGAAGCCCAACUCUGCGAAGCGGAAAGUUGCCCGUGUCAAGCUGACAACGGGCAAGUCGCUCAUGGCAUACAUUCAAGGAGAGGGCCACAACCUGCAAGAACACAGUGUAGUAUUGGUGAGAGGUGGUCGUACGAAGGAUCUUCCCGGCGUAGGUUACAAGCUGGUCCGUGGUGCCCUUGACUUCGGCGGAGUCGUCAAUCGUGCUACAUCUCGCAGUAGAUAUGGCGUCAAGAAACCCAAGAGAAAGUAA